AUGUCAUUACCAGCUUCAUUUGACUUAACUCCAGAGGAUGCUAAAUUGUUGUUAGCUGCCAACGUUCAUUUGGGAUCAAAGAAUGUUCAAGUAUGUUUUUCGACAACAGUUCAUACAAGAGAAUGUGGAUCGAGGCAGAUAUCUUGAGAAUGGGAGAGAGAGAGAAGAGAGGAAAGGAUAUGGAAUGACCGUACUGGGAUUACUACGAAGGACUGCUUUUUUGGACGUUUGUUUUAUUUGUGAAACGGCUAGGUUUGAAUGAUCAAGUUUUUCGUUAGUUUGGGCAGGGUGCUCCACCUCAAUGGAGGGGCUAAAGUUGAAAAAAACAAGUAUAGGAUUGGCACCAUUUUUUUCAAGACUAGCCUGGCCUCGCAUUGCCUGCCCCCUUCCUCAUCCUCCCCUCCACGGUUUCAAGAUUGCCAAAAGAUCUGUCCAAAAUUUGAAUCUAUGAAUACUAACAGUUUCCAUUUUUUUUUCUUUUAGGUCCACAACAAACCAUACGUUUACAAAACCAGACCAGAUGGUGUCAACAUUGUCAACAUUGGCAAGACUUGGGAAAAGAUUGUCUUGGCUGCCAGAAUCAUUGCUGCCAUUCCAAACCCAUCAGACGUUGCCGUGUGUUCUUCAAGAACUUUUGGUCAAAGAGCUGUUUUGAAGUUUGCUGCCCACACUGGUGCUACCGCCAUUGCUGGUAGAUUCACUCCAGGUAACUUUACCAAUUACAUCACACGUUCAUUCAAAGAACCAAGAUUGGUUAUUGUUACAGACCCAAGAACCGACGCUCAAGCCAUCAAGGAGUCGUCCUACGUCAACAUUCCAGUUAUCGCUUUAACCGACAUGGACUCCCCAUCUGAAUACGUUGAUGUUGCUAUUCCAUGUAACAACAAAGGUAAACACUCGAUUGGUUUAGUUUGGUGGUUGUUGGCUAGAGAAGUUCUCAGAUUGAGAGGUAUCAUUGCUGACAGAACCACCGAAUGGUCCGUUAUGCCAGAUUUAUACUUUUACAGAGACCCAGAAGAAAUUGAGCAAAACGCUACUGAGGAAAACAAGGGUGAAGAAGUUGAAGAGACUCAAGCUACUGAAGCCGAGACUGAAUGGACCGGUGAGACUGAAGAAGUUGACUGGGCUGAAUCCGGUGCUACCCCAGCUGCUGAAGAUGCUGCUGCUUCUAACUGGUAA
This is a messenger RNA of Lodderomyces beijingensis, 1179 nucleotides long. The record is from the annotation of a GenBank genome assembly. Lineage: Eukaryota; Fungi; Ascomycota; Pichiomycetes; Serinales; Debaryomycetaceae.